CUGUGUGUGCGUGUGUGUGUGUGUUUCUGCAUGUGUGUCGGCUGCCUCUCGCGCACUUUGGCUGUGGUCGACCCGAGCUCACACAUACACACACACACACACAGGCGCGCACGGAGACAGGUAGCCGAGGCUGGGGCAUGAAACAUGGAGCUGUCGGCGGCGGGAGAUCGCAUUUUCGCCGCGGAAGCCAUCCUGAAGCGCCGCGUCCGGAAGGGAAAACUGGAGUACCUGGUGAAAUGGAAAGGAUGGGCAAUGAAGCACAGCACUUGGGAGCCUGAGGAGAACAUUCUGGAUGAUCGACUGAUCCUCGGCUUCGAGCAAAAGGAACGGGACCGAGAAAUUCAUGGGCCAAAGAAGCGGGGACCAAAACCCAAAAACCUUUUCGUGAAGGCUCGUGCUAAGAAAGAGACCAGCAACCGAGCCUCGAGCAGCCGUCAGAGCGCUUCACGCUCGUCUUCAGCCGCCUCCACCCGAGCAGCUCCCCCCUCGUCCUCCUCCUCCGCUGCUCCUCAACCUGUACCUUCAUCAUCCUCUCCCUCGGCCGUUUCACUUACCCCUAAGCUCAACUCCCUGGCAGCCACCCACAAGCUGAAGAAAGACAUUCACCGCUGUCACCGCAUGUCCCGGCGCCCCCUGCCGCGCUCAGACCCGAUGGCGUCCACCUUUCCCAACGCCGGCGGCUUCCCCUCCCGCAUGCACGUCUCCCCCUUCUCCGAAACCGUCCGCAUCGUCAACCGUCGGGUCAAACCCCGGGAAGUGAAAAGAAGCCGGAUAAUUCUCAACCUGAAGGUCAUUGACAAGCCAGGUAGGGCGAGCACAUCCGCAAGCAAUAGGAACGUCCCGCCAGGCCGCCAAAAUAUCCCCUCCCGCAAUCGCAUCAUCGGAAAGAAAGGCGAAGCCCCCUACCGACCCUUCCAGCCCCCUCUGAAGAUGCUCGGGUUCCCGAUGUAUGGGAAGCCGUUCGGGCUGCAGUGUGGGGGCCCCAUGCCUUUCCAGCCAUACCCGGUCUCGUGCUCCAGCAGGGGGGCAAGGGACGGCCGCACCACCUCCUCUCAGCUCCCCUCGCCGCCGCCUCCUUCCUGCUCCGGUGGCUCUGAAGGAACUUCUCUCACCAGUGCCUCAGCUGCACAGUCCCAGCCGACUCCCGGAGCAAAGUGCAGCAAACCUGCAGAAAGCGCCAAGUCGUUCGCCCCUUCCCCAUCCUCAAACACAAACCAAGCAGCGCCAGAAUCUCCCCUCAACUCUCCGUCCCCCUCCUCCUCUUUGGGAGAUGAAGAGGAGGGGCCCACCCAGGACCCAUCACCUCGCCAGAACAGCACGGCUAAGCUUCAGUCACCGACUACACUUCCCCUCGUCGCUUCCGGGGACCAGACCGCUGCCCCCGUCGAACCGCAGCGGGUGCCGGCCGAGGGAGACCCCGACUGGCACCCCGAGAUGGCGCCAAGCUGUAAAGAUGUGGUCGUCACAGACGUGACCACCAACCUUGUCACCGUCACCAUUAAAGAGUUCCCCUCGCCCGCCUCCGGCCCAGCAUCGCCUUCGGCUAGCCCCGACAGCACCAUGUCCCCGCCUCCGGCCGCCACUUCCGAGGACCCCUCCCCAGCGAAGCCAUAGGACACCAGCUGGUAUGAAUUUGAUUGCCAUUGAUCACACACACAAAAAAAAAAAAUCUUACCAGUGUUGCGAAUUCAGUGCUCCCCUAAAUGCACCUUUUAGGGUACAUGUGUAUUUAACAAGCAAUUGAUGAAAUAUAAUAUAAGGUAAUGCCACCCAGCCAUUGAAUAGUUUGGAAUAUGAGCAUAUUUUUUUUUAGAGAAUUAUAUAAAUUUGAAAUGGGGCGCCGAAUAAGCCCUUUGUGUCAUUAAAGUUGCCAUAUUUUGUCCACUUGCACAGCACUGACUCUUUAAAGCAGACCGACGGAAAUGGUUUUGUCUUCUUUCACAAGCUUCAGGCACGCUUAGUUUAGAUUGUUUGAAGUGCUUCAAAUAGUCCCGAAAGUGAAGGCCGCGCCCGCCGGGUGUCCUGGUUUAGCUUUUGUCAAGCACACUUGUGAGUGAAAGAAACAUACUGUUACACUCUGCGGUCUGCAGGCUGUUAUCGGCAGCUUUCACGCGUCAGACCAGUUUUCUGACCCCCUUAUGUUGGAAGUCCAGCUUGUUAUUGAUACGAGUUGAUGUGAGCCUUCAGCUUGACACAGUUGGACUCUUGGAUGUUGCAUCAAAACAGCGAGGUAAAUACAAUGCACUUGACUGCAUCAAAAGAAGCUAACUACUCUAUGUGAGUCAUGAAUUUUUCCAGGCCUUUUUGCUUUUGCUCUCCUGAACGCACAUGCAUAUACAUACAGUAAGUAUUUAUAUGCACGCACAACCUUAGAAAAAAAUGCAAACGAAUAUACAAAAACAAUAGAUUUUUAAGUUAUUGCUCUUCUUGCAGUUUCUUCCUUACAUUACUUUUAUUCUCACAAACCAAGUUCAGCUCUGCAACGUCCUCCAAGACUCUAAACUGGCCCGUGGUUCAUUCAGAAUCUUUCGUGGUAAACCAGAAUCACGCUGUAGAACUCUUCAACCUGUCGAGGUCUCGAAGGUCCGGUUAGGUGAACACACAUUAAAAUGAUUGUUUUAAAUCGGUCACCUAUUGACUGAUGCGUUUCCACACUGACACGACACAAACGCUUGAUUUCCACUCGCUCCCUCAUCGGCAUACAUCUCUGUCAUCCCGUCCGUUGAACCAGCAUGCCCACGCAUCUGAACAUCACGUAAUUUGACAAAUGGAAAAUAACGAACUGCAGCGUAAGAGGUGUCCAAGCUGCUAGAUAUGUUUAAAGGGAUAGAGUUUUUAACCUGUAGUCGGUUGAGGCACCAAAAACAUUUCCAACGAGAAGGAGGUGUCUAGUUCCCUACGUACCUCUUCCGUUUGCUCACUGGUCUUUUUCGGUCCAAAGUCUUGUGUGUAACUCAUCCAUCCACCCAAUUCAGACCUCCGUUCUCUCUUGACCUGACCUUGUACGUGACAAUUACAUCUACUAGACAUUGCAAUUUGUGUGGUUUGUUGUUGUAGCUUCGUUGUCAGAGUCAAGUCUCUAAAACACGAUUCCAGAUAGUUUGGCUCGUGAAAAUCGACAGCGACUGGAAAUGUUGCCUGUCUUCCGCUUCGGCAGGUAAAUCCAACCUUUCUCUACUUCGUUCCUUUGGUUGUUGCCUGUUAGCAUUUCACUGUCGUAGGUAGGAGUAGUUUGAGCACUAUGGCUCAGUGUCUUGUUGCUCUCCAAUGGGCAACAGCAGGAAACGGACACAUCUGCUCUUUGUAGCUCGCUCAGUUACAUUCUUCGCAAAAUCCGCUUGCUUGCCCAGUGACAGUUAAGGGCAACCUUUCAGCAAAAUAGAAAGUGAAGGGAUGACAUCGGUUCUUGACAUGAAGCAAGUACGUCCUGUGUACAGUCCAUCCGUCCGUCCGUCCGUCCGUCCAUCCACCCCAUUCUCCUCCAAACAUGCAGCAUUGCCACACUCUUCUCAUGCUGUAGUUUUUGAUAUCAGCAGUAACGAUACAAACACAUUUGGCUUUCUAGGCCGUAUUCUGCAUCGACUGCCUUGUGGACAUGGCUUAGUAUCCUUUUGUCUUGGCUUUUAGACCCCCUUCACCUGGCAAUGUCCUCACUUAAAACAACAAGGUGCUUUUGAGGUCAUGCUUGAGGAAUGUUGUCGGAAUAGACCCAAGGUUACCGUGGCUGCUCGUCUCAAACUUGAUAAAUCUCCGUGCGAGCUGCUGGCUUCCCCAGUGGCAGAUCGCCUCCAGACAAAUUACCGGCCUGUGUGAGACAGUGGCUCAUGAAUUUAUCUGAUCUGUGCUCCCCUCGUGACUAAAGAGGUGACAGUUGUUCAGACACUUAAAUUCAACUUCAAACAGAUCGACUGUUACGCGUCGCGUCUCGCUGCCUUUCCGUUUUUAUUAAAAUGAAAACUUCCGACCUGUCGUGCUCUGCCUGGAGAGGCGUUUUCUUCAGACAUAUCAAAUAGGGAUCUCGUUGCCGUCUGACAGCUUGUCGGCGAAGGGUGCUCGAUUUCACGAGUGUUGCUUCAUCGACCCCUCAUUCCUGACCACCAACUUUCUCCCCACAUAUUCACCGCAGGCAGUCGUCACCUAAAUUCCUCAAAGCUUGAAAUUAAUCAGAGUAUUGGAUCUUUUUUUUUUUUUUUUUUUUCUUUCAACCUCCAAGUGCAUCAAUAGCACUUACGAGACCUUGUCAUCUUUAUACAUUUCCCCGUCUCUUGCCUUGGUGCUGCCUGCUCUUCCUCGACCUUCCCAGACUUUGGCUCUGUGCUAUGGUGUAUCUAUAUGUCAAGGUAUUUGAAAAUCUUCCGCAUGUGUUGCCUUAUAACUGCUCCACUCACCCCCAGCUGCGCUCCAGGCGGCGCUCACCUCGUCUCACUCCGCUCUCGGUUCGGUUCAAACAUCAAGUCGAGACUUUUUUUCCUCUGUACUUCUGUGCCAGCUCGGAACAGUUUUUCAAAAAGUCGCGACCGGAGAGCGUCACAUUGUGGGUUUGCAGUGGACGAAGGCGGCACCGUUUCCUCUCCCGUCAUGUACUGGAUGGCUCUAGUUGUUGUCAAUACUCUUACAGUACUUCAAUAGGUUACGCAUGGAAAAGUGUAUUCCGAAAGGACGCAGCCAUUAUAUGAAGAAAAGCUUAAAGUCACGUCUGUGAAACUCUGCAGCUUGAAUUUGAAGAGGUUUUCAACCCACAAUACUAAGAUCCCGUUUAUACGGCCUAUCUAGAGAAAAACGCAUCGUUCCUGCGUCUCCGUUCAAGAAAAGUUUUGCCUUUACACGGUAACGUUUUGAAAAUGGUGUCCAUUUACACAAACUAGAGAAAUGCUGAAAACAAUUCAGUGAGCAUUCGGUGAGCAACGAGUUGCCGCUCGCACAAAUUCAUAUGGACAAACGACCAAGACUCUCGACUAUACAGUCUAACGAUCCUCAGUCCGAGGAGACUCUCGGCAGGGAGUCACAACACUCUGAAGGAAAACACUGUUAUUGUUGUGUUUUCAGUGACUCUGAUGGCCAUCGUCGUGUAAACAGACCCCAAAACGUAACCAAGGUUUUGCGUUUUCACUCAAACGUCAUAAAUCUGGAAUGAAGUUCGACAAUAUCGUCCACAAACAGGUUGAAUUAAGUGAAGUAUUUUCUUCCUCCGAUGGAUGUACCAUACUUUGGAGUAGAUUUUUUCAUCUACUAUAUCUUUAAUAUCUUUAAGUGGUGGAUAGAAGUGACUCUUGCAGUUGGUAGAUGUGUAAGGUAUUAGGCUGCUAAGCGAUGUUUCAUUUUCUUUUCUUCUUCUCAUAUGGGGUAGCACAACUCAACUUAGUGGCCUGUCUUUCAACCAAAAUAGGGCUCUUGAUUUUUUAUCGUUUGAUUUGUUCCUCUCCCGUUUGACUUGUUUUGCAUUUAUAUGUGGCGUACUUUGAAGUGCUGGAUUUCUUUGGCACUGGAGAAAACAAAACAAAAGGAAGGAUCCUUGUUUAAAUGUUUGGACAAAGAUGCUUAAUAAAUAGAUUUUUUUUUUCAUUUGUACUGUACUUUAAUACCUUUUUUUGAAAUAUGCAUAAUGAUCUUAAUGUGAUGCUUUUUAUCUGAAUUUUUUUGUUAAAGAUAGUCCAAUAUGGGUUUGAUCAGAAGGAAAACUCCGACUGAUUUUCUGUGUCAAGACUGCAGUUUUGUCUGGUUUUUAUGCUAAUAUGAAUGAUGUAUUGACGGUGAUGACGAAGAGGCGGAGGUUAAUGAAGACAUGGUAAUGUAUCUGAACUCCUAAAGCAUGUUUUUUGCAAACCCUUAUUGUACAGAUAAUGUAUUCAGUGUCAUGUCACCUGUUACGGUUGUUGCUUUCAGUGUGUUUCUUGUACAAGGCUUUUGAUUAAAAGCUGUUUGAAAAGCA
Molecule: messenger RNA, 5929 nt
Organism: Salarias fasciatus (jewelled blenny)
Lineage: Eukaryota; Metazoa; Chordata; Actinopteri; Blenniiformes; Blenniidae
Gene: cbx6a
Product: chromobox homolog 6a
Exons: 5
Coding region: 145-1614 (489 amino acids)
Biological process (GO): negative regulation of transcription by RNA polymerase II
Cellular component (GO): PRC1 complex; chromatin
Molecular function (GO): chromatin binding
Source: RefSeq, a predicted model, not a curated record